Molecule: messenger RNA, 5582 nt
Organism: Gadus macrocephalus (Pacific cod)
Lineage: Eukaryota; Metazoa; Chordata; Actinopteri; Gadiformes; Gadidae
Product: neuroblast differentiation-associated protein AHNAK
Exons: 5
Coding region: 262-5112 (1616 amino acids)
Biological process (GO): regulation of RNA splicing
Cellular component (GO): nucleus; costamere; cytoplasm
Source: RefSeq, a predicted model, not a curated record
ACUAGCUGUCACAUCCCCUUGUGGAAUCAAAACUAGCUGGACCUCACAAUAACCUGGUCCUCACACCUACCUGGACUUCACCGCUACCUGGUCCUCACACCUGCCUGGACCUCACACCUACCUGUUCUCAGAGCCACCUGUUCUCAGAGCCACCCGUUCAGCUGGACUACCUGACCUGCACCCUCAACAAAAGGGACUCUGUGAUACUCCUACCUUACCUGACAGUUCCGUGACAUGCCGUUGUAAAAACACCUAAAAAACAUGAGCGAAGACGGGAAAUCAUUCUCUGAUAGUCUCCAAUUGGAAGACUCUGAGAGAGGGGGCGUGGUCAUCAAGGGACUCGCCGACACCAGCAUCUCCGCCAGCAGUGGACUGAAAGAGGGCGAUGAGAUCGUUGGAGCAACCGUUCACCUGGACCACCUGAGCAAACAGGACAUCCUGAAGAUCCUGAAGGUGUUGGAGCCGUACGACGACAACAUGACGGUGUUGACCAAAUCUGACCUGAGUGCUGGCAUCGACCCAGGGUCCCUGAGUGGCCCAGGCAAGAUGCUUACUACCAGUUACAAGCAGAAGAAGAUGCCGUCCCUUGAGGCCCAAGGCGAGGCACCAGCUCUUAAUCUUACUGGCCUGAAUACCAAGUUAAACUCUGCCAUUGGUCUGGAUGGGGACAUUAAUGGAGAACUGCCCAAUCUUAACCUAAACAAACCCUCUGCAGAUGGUAGCGGCACCUUCAGGAUUGCAGAUACAGGACUGCCAGGACUUGACCUAAAUGGAGCAGGUUUUGGCAACUCUAUCAGUGCCCCCUCUGCUGAACUGUCCUCACCCAAUGCCACACUAGGACUUAAAAAAACAGGAGUUAAGGGGGGCAACUUCACAGCCCCCAAAUUUGAGAUGCCAAACUUUAAUCUGCCCAACAUCGGUGGCACGGGAGCAACAGGAGGGAUUAAUCUUGGGAAGAUGAAUGCUGAUUUGGACACUCCUGCUGUAAAUUUUCCAACUGCAGGUGUCAAUCUGUCGGCACCCACAAUAGAUGCUAAAACCGUAGAUCUGAAUUUGAAUGGCCCAGAUGUCAAUUUGAACGGCCCAGAUGUUAACUUGGCUGCCCCAAAUGUGGACAUGGAUGCUUCAACUGGAAAAAUUAAGUGGCCACAUCAGAAAUGGAAGGGUCCUAAGGUUAACCCUGACCUGAGUCUCUCAACACCAAAGCUUGACGGAGACCUGUCAACACCAGAAGUAGGCCUUGACCUUCCAAAAGCUAACCUUGAUGGCCCCAAUUUGGAUGUUGACGCUCCGAAAAUCAACUGGCCUCACUUAAAUUGGAAAAAACCAAAGCUUGAUCUCAAGGGUCCUAAAGCUGACAUGGACGUUAAUGCUGACCUGAAAACCCCAGAUCUCAACCUCUCUCCACCAGGAAUGAGCGGGGGGAUAAGCACACCAAAUUUGGCUUUGGAUGUACCGAAUGCUGAACUCGAAGGGACAGACUUCGACAUCAAUGCUCCAUCAGGGAAGAUCAACUGGCCUCAUAAGAAGUGGAAGAAACCCAAACUCGAUGCAGACCUCAAUACACCAGAUGUCAAUGCACCAGAUCUGUCUUUGAAUCUUCCCAAAGCUGACAUCAAUAGUCCCAAUAUCGAUGUUUCUGCCCCAGAUCUUGAUGUUGCCUCAUCACAGAAGAUCCAUUGGCCUCAUUUGAAGUGGAAGAAACCAAAAGUUGAUGCAGACCUUCACACACCAGACAUUGAUGUAUCCACUCCAAGUCUUGAUGGAGAUCUCACUGGACCUGAUGUUGAUCUGCCUGCUGCAUCUGGAAAGAAUAAGUUCCUAACUCUCAAAAGGCCUAAGAACUGGCUUAUUGGGUCCAAACUAAAUGCUCCGGAUUUAGAUCUUAAUGCAGAUGUGAAUUCUCCUGCCCUUGAUCUCACCACUCCUAAGGUUUCAGGAUCACUUGAUGGACCUAAUAUGGAUUUGUCUUCACCGAAUAUGGAUAUUGACGCUCCUUCUGGAAAGGUUAAGUGGCCCACUCUUAAAAAGCCAAAGUGGCUCAAGUCGUCAAGCUUAGAUCUCCAAGCACCUGAUGUGGAUGUGAAAGGCGCAGAUAUUAAUCUUGCUGCACCAGCACUAGAUGAGGGUCUUGAUACGCCUGAUUUCGGUAUCACCAUGCCUAAUGCUGACCUCAAAGGCCCAGCCGUUGAUCUUAAUGCUCCUGGGGUUGACAUUGACAGCCCCUCUUCUAAGCUUAAACUCCCCAAAUUCCAGAUGCCAAAAUUUAAAGCCCCAAAAUUAAAAGGACCAGACAUUGAUGCAAGUGCCGAUUUACCCAAUUUGGAUCUGAAAUCACCGAAUUUGGAAUUCAAGUCACCUGACCUGUCAACGCCUGAAAUUAAAGGAGGCAUCGAUGCUCCAAGUCUAGACAUUGACAUGCCAAAAGCUGACAUUAAGGCUGAUGCUUCCUCCCGAGUAUACAAAUUCCCAUCUUUAAAGAUGCCAAGUUGGAGCUCAUCUAAACCAAAUGUAAAAGGACCAGAACUAGAUGGAUAUCUUGACAAAAAUGUUGACCUUUCAAUUCCCGGUCUGGACGCGAAUCUUCCCAAAGCAGACUUGAGUGCACCAAAUUUGAACCUUUCUACCCCAAAGAUUGAUGGAGGUCUACCCUCCCCAGAUUUUGACCUCAAUUUGCCAAAAGCUGAAAUCAAAGGACCUGAUCUGGAUGCUGAUCUGGACACAUCUGGAAAAUUCAAGUUGCCCAAGAUAAAAUUACCUACAUUUGGUUUUUCCAAGCCUAAAGUGGAGGGGCCAGAUCUAGAUGCUGACAUUGAUGUCAAUUUACCAAAAGCAGAUAUACAGGGAUCUGGAGCAAACCUCAAUCUCUCUGCUCCAGAUGUCAAGGGAAAUCUAUCUACGCCAGACCUUGAUCUGAAUUUGCCAAAAGCUGACCUAAAAGGACCUGAUGUAGAUGCUGAUCUUGACACAUCUGGGAAAUUCAAGUUGCCCAAGAUGAAAUUACCUACAUUUGGUUUUUCCAAGCCUAAAGUGGAGGGGCCAGAUCUAGAUGCUGACAUUGAUGUCAAUUUACCAAAAGCAGAUAUACAGGGAUCUGGAGCAAACCUCAAUCUCUCUGCUCCAGAUGUCAAGGGAAAUCUAUCUACUCCAGAUCUGGACCUGAAUUUGCCAAAAGCUGACCUCAAUGGACCGGAUCUAGAUGCUGAUCUUGACACAUCUGGAAAAUUCAAGUUGCCCAAGAUGAAAUUACCUACAUUUGGUUUUUCCAAGCCUAAAGUGGAGGGGCCAGAUCUAGAUGCUGACAUUGAUGUCAAUUUACCAAAAGCAGAUAUACAGGGAUCUGGAGCAAACCUCAAUCUCUCUGCUCCAGAUGUCAAGGGAAAUCUAUCUACUCCAGACCUUGAUCUGAAUUUGCCAAAAGCUGACCUAAAAGGACCUGAUGUAGAUGCUGAUCUUGACACAUCUGGGAAAUUUAAGUUGCCCAAGAUGAAAUUACCUACAUUUGGUUUUUCCAAGCCUAAAGUGGAGGGGCCAGAUCUAGAUGCUGACAUUGAUGUCAAUUUACCAAAAGCAGAUAUACAGGGAUCUGGAGCAAACCUCAAUCUCUCUGCUCCAGAUGUCAAGGGAAAUCUAUCUACUCCAGAUCUGGACCUGAAUUUGCCAAAAGCUGACCUCAAUGGACCGGAUCUAGAUGCUGAUCUUGACACAUCUGGAAAAUUCAAGUUGCCCAAGAUGAAAUUACCUACAUUUGGUUUUUCUAAGCCUAAAGUGGAGGGACCAGAUCUGGAUGCUGACAUUGAUGUCAAUUUACCAAAAGCAGAUAUACAGGGAUCUGGAGCAAACCUCAAUCUCUCUGCUCCAGAUGUCAAGGGAAAUCUAUCUACUCCAGAUCUGGACCUGAAUUUGCCAAAAGCUGACCUCAAUGGACCGGAUCUAGAUGCUGAUCUUGACACAUCUGGAAAAUUCAAGUUGCCCAAGAUGAAAUUACCUACAUUUGGUUUUUCUAAGCCUAAAGUGGAGGGGCCAGAGCUGGAUGCUGACAUUGAUGUGCCAAAUGCCAAUGUUUCUGUUCCAAAUCUUGAUGUCGAUUUACCAAAAGCUGAUAUCCAGGCACCUGCUCUUAAAUUAUCAGGAAAUGCCCCAGAUGCAAAUGUUGAUGCAACUACUGGUGAAUACAAAAUGCCUCAUUUUAAUCUCCCCAGUUUAGGCCUAACCAGUCCUAAAGUUGAUGGUCCCACAGCUGAUAUUGGUACACCAGAUCUUAGUAUUACAGGCCCUUCCGCUGACAGUAAACUAGAUUUGUCCAAGUUAAAAAUAGGUAGUGGCAACCUCUCAGAACCCAGCAUGGAUGUAAAUGGAGGAGUGGACUUAAAUACUGCAAGUAUCAACACUGGUAAAGGAACAUUAAAAAUGCCACAUUUCAAGCUACCCAAGUUUGGCUUUUCGGGGCAUGGAUCAAAAGCACCAGAUGUUGAUGUGAACGCAGAUCUGGACAUGUCGGCUGAUGUGAAGCCCAACCUCAACCUGGAAGUUGAGGGAAAUGCUGAUGCUGAAGAUUCCCCCAAAAGUAAGAUAAGGUGGCCAUUUCACUGGGGGCGGAAGGUUGAUUCUGCAUCUGGUAGUGGAACAGAAGAGGGCAGUGACAGUGGGACAGAUGGUGAGGUGGAUGUUCCAGCAUUCACAUUCCACAAGCUACCCAAGAGCAAUAUUACUGACAACCUUUUUUUGGACGAUAGCUUAGGUCCACCAAAGUCUGAAGGAAGUCUUAACAAAAGCGAACAGGAAUUUGUUAUUAGCAAGGGAAUACGCCUGGUGAAACCUAAUACACAGUCAAACACGGGGGAAAAGAUUGAUAUUAUGGAGCGGUUGAAACUAGCAAGGGAGAAACCUGUGAAUGUUAAUGUGUCACCUACUGAGGCCAAAGUGGGUGCACUCUUUGCUUCAGCAUCAAAUGAUUCCUCACUGGCCAGAGGAGGAACAUUCAAAGUUAACACACCUGAUUUAGGAUUAGGCUUGGACCAUCCAGUAGUUGGAUCGUCAGGAAAUGAUAAAUUGUCAUUAAGUCUUUCCAAUAUGCUUGGCCUGAAUGUUAAAGACGCAGAUACUGAUUAAACAUGCUUCUCAAACCCUGUAUAGGCAGCAUCAACACUAUAUCUAUGUAAAUAAUUAACUGAAACCUAAUACAUGAAGAUGUCUUGCGUUUGCUUAAGAUAUUAUAGGUCUCACACACAAAAGUCCAACCAAAUGGAACACAAUUGCUGUGUAUAAUUCAAAUUCCAGAGAGAGAAUCAUGUAAAAAAAAAAAGUUUAACUAUAUUGCAGUUACCUGCUAGUGAAAGCACCAGAAGUUCGAGUUUUUUUAUCUCGUCUCUGUAGGAGGACAAAAUAUCAGAAAUUGUAUACACUGAAACUAUUUAAAUCAGCUUUAUCUGAAUAUUGUCUGAGAAUAUCUAUAAUUGCCUCAGUAUUUUAUAUGGAACAAUGCCUUAAUAUGAAAAGCAGGCUACAAUUUUACUUUUUUUUUUUACUAUGGAAUUGUAUAAAUCUGUUAAAUUUUUGUUCAAUAAAUACAUUUUAAUGCA